CUUGCAGUCUCUCUGUUCCGGUGGUAUUUCCUUGGAUUUCUUCUCACCACAUUGUCCCUCCCAUUUCUGCUCUGCGUCUUUCCAGUCUCACUUUGAGUGUUUCAGGACUUCGUGUCUGCCGCGCUCGACCUGUUCCCCCCGCCCCUUCUCCCCAGCGGCCCCAGGCCGGGUCGCGAUCCUCAUCUAUCCUCGUCCGAGUCCAGAGCCCGGGGCCGGCCUGGGGCCCGAGCGUCCUGGGGCUCCGGGACAAUGGGAAAGCACUUUCCCUUUCUGUACCCCGAGGGUCUGAGAGGCCUCCUCUGUAAAAUGAGGCACUUCAUCUGUGGACUGGAAGAAAGUGAGAGGUGUAGUAGGACCUAAUCCCUGCUGUGGAGACAGGACCAUGGAAGAAAGGACAUCAUGCUGCUCCAGUACCACCCUGUUCCAUCAGGAAGGAGUGGGGGGAAUCACAUAUCGGAUCCCAGCACUGCUCUAUAUCCCACCAGCCCGGGUAUUGCUGGCCUUUGCAGAGAAGCGUUCCACAGCAGAUGAUACAGAUGCACUUUAUCUGGUGCUUCGACGAGGGCAGAGGGUGGGCCAUUCUGUGGAGUGGGGGCCUCAAGUGUCCCUGAUGGAAGCCACGUUGCCUGGAUUCCGCACCAUGAACCCCUGUCCCGUAUGGGAGCGGAAGAAUGGACGGAUCUUUCUGUUCUUCAUUUGUGUUCGCGACCAUGUCACGGAGCAGCAGCAGAUUUGUUCAGGGAAGAAUGCCGCUCGACUGUGUUUUGUCUCGAGCGCAGACCAUGGACAUUCUUGGAGCCAGAUCAAGGACUUGACUGACGAGGUCAUUGGUGAGGAGGUAGAGCACUGGGCUACGUUUGCUGUGGGACCUGGCCAUGGGGUCCAGCUACAAUCUGAGAGGCUGGUCAUCCCUGCCUAUGCUUAUCGUUUGUCCCGCUGGUCCUGCCUGGGGUCCCCUUUCUGGUUUAGAGCCAGACCCCAUUCUCUGAUGUUUUACAGCGAUGACUUGGGUGCUACCUGGAAACACGGGCAGCUCAUCCAGUCUGGGCUGACCAUAGAAUGUGAGGUUGCAGAAGUGAUGAAUUCGAAUGGCUGCCCUGUGUUAUACUGCAGUGCCCGGACCCCUGGGAGGUGUCGGGCUGAAGCGCUCAGCAUAGAUCUGGGGGAGCACUUUGAGAAACCUUCCCUGGUCCGGGAGCUGCAUGAGCCCCGCCAUGGUUGCCAGGGAAGUGUUGUGAGCUUCAGGCCCAGUAAAGGCCUUCAGGAAGAUGAAGCCCCAGAUGGCGGCAGUGGACUCUCUAGCCAGCCAGCAUCUCUGGUCAGCAGCACCCCUGGACCAGAGCAGGACAGCGACAAACCUCAAAGUUCAUGGCUUGUUUAUUCACACCCAACAAGCAAGAGGCAUAGGAUCAACCUCGGCAUCUAUCUGAACCAGGCCCCUCUGGAAGCUACUCGCUGGUCCCAGCCCUGGAUUCUCCACAGGGGGCCCAGUGGUUACUCCGACCUGGCUGCCCUCGAAGAGGGCUUGUUUGGGUGCUUGUUUGAGUGUGGGGAGAAGCAUGAGUGUGAACAGAUCGCCUUCCAUAUGUUCACAGACCGAGAACUUCUAAGUCACAUUCAGGACAACUGCUCUGGCUCCGGCUCAGAGAGGGCAAGCCCCUCAAAUUUAGACUAGCUUUGGCCACCACUCCCUGGGUAAGAGAAGUGGAAACCACAGCGACCUCUCUCUCAUGCAGGGCAAUGGGGGUGUGGAAUAAUGAUAGCUAGCAUUUUUAUGUCAUUAAUGUCUACAAAGCAUUUUAUCAACAUCAUCUCAUUUGACCCAAUAGCUGCUGCUGAUAUGAUGCCUAUUUUACAGGUGAGGAAAGUGGGGCAGACAGCGGGUUAAAUGAAUUGCCUAUGGUCAUUGAGGUCCAAUUGGAACUCGGAUCUUCCUGAUUCCAGGAGCAGAGCUCUGUCUAGCUGCCUCUAGGGAGAGUUAAAAGUUAAGUUACUCCAUGCCUCUUUUCUGAUUCUCACUUGGCCUGGCUGCUUCACACAUUUUGCUCUUUAUCCUCCUCCAUCCCUUCUCCAGGGAGCAAAAGGGACUGUCUGACAUUUUGCCAAGAUCUGAUGCUGUGGAAAGAAUGUUGGAUAAGGGGUCAGGACUCUCAUCUCUGGCCCUCACUCUGAUCCUGAUUCCUGUGCAGACUUUCAUACAUCUCAAAGACUCAGUGUCCCAGAGGUUCUUAAGAUGCAUAGACAGGAACAAACACUGAUAGUCUGGGAAGGAAAGAAAUGAGCAAGCCGAACUCUAAAAUUCUGUGAUUCUUCCCCUCAUCACUGUUGGGAGAUGCAAGGGGCUUGGACAGUCCAAGCCCAGCUGUGAUCUGCUUAAUCAAUAUUUAGAGACAUAAGGACCUGAGUCGAGUCUGCAAGUAUUUAUUAAACUCCUCCUUUUUGC
Molecule: messenger RNA, 2443 nt
Organism: Trichosurus vulpecula (common brushtail)
Lineage: Eukaryota; Metazoa; Chordata; Mammalia; Diprotodontia; Phalangeridae
Gene: NEU3
Product: neuraminidase 3
Exons: 4
Coding region: 383-1675 (430 amino acids)
Biological process (GO): oligosaccharide catabolic process; ganglioside catabolic process
Cellular component (GO): membrane; lysosome; cytoplasm
Molecular function (GO): exo-alpha-sialidase activity
Source: RefSeq, a predicted model, not a curated record